Molecule: messenger RNA, 658 nt
Organism: Porites evermanni
Lineage: Eukaryota; Metazoa; Cnidaria; Anthozoa; Scleractinia; Poritidae
Source: the annotation of a GenBank genome assembly
AUGAUCAGCCUGGCUCAUGGUAGCAAUGUCAAUUAUUCUUCAGUGGCACAUUAUUAGGAAACAAUAGUAAUACAAACAUAAUCCCCGCAAUAGCAUGUUUUCUCCAUUUUCGUUUAACGGAAGAUUCUCUAAAGGCCCGGAGCUCCUUAGAAACAAAGUGCAACGCUUCUCAGAGGAAAGGCAUGAGUGAGGGCCAUGAAGGUAUCUUCGUAGACAGCACGCGUAGAAAUCAUUUCUGUCUAUUUUCAACCAAGUGGGAGAAGCGUGGGAGGCGCGCAAGAGCGAGCAAAAAAUAGGGACGCGUAGAGAAAUAAAACGGCGGCCGCUGAGCUUCUGUCCCAGGAAUACACAACCUAAUAUAUGCCCAACAAAUGUCCGCCCCCGGAAAGAAUGGGCACACCUAGAAUUGACUAAGUCUUAAGUUUCAAAGAGAUUAUUAUUGGAACCAAAGCUUAUUUUUGCAGAGCCUUCUAUAAAAAAUGACAACAACCAAAGAACAAACUCUUAUGACGACAAGCAGCUUGUUUCGGAAACGACCCUUAGUAGUGACUGUAUAAUGAAAGAUGAUGCUACAUCAGGAAAUCCGACUAAAAUAUCCACGAAUACAGACUCUCAGUCUCAAAAUAACGGUAAGCGUAACAUGUCAGAAUUCUCUUGA